AUGUCAAGCCAACCCAUACCCAGCAUACCAGUCGACUGGAACGACCUCAUUACUGUCAUCGUCGGCACGGGAAGCACCGAGCGCAAGUUCACAGCUCAUGCAUCGGUGUUGAAGCGCAUCGACUUCUUCAAGGGUUGUCUUAGCGCGGAUAUGAAGGAGGCUAAAGAGCGACUUGUGCGUCUUCCGGAGGACAAUCCAGAUAUGUUCGAGGACCUGUUGCAUUGGGCCUACUUCGACGGCUACCAAUGCGAUCUCGAAGCUUUUGCUGUCGAAUGUAGAGCUCUUUCAUCAGGACGGUCAAAAGAAGAUACCGCCAAGGAGGUCUACUGGGAGGAAGUCAAAAAGCGUGUACGCGUCUACGCAUUCGCCCGCAAGAUGUGCGCAGAGAUGGCUUCCAAUGCCGCGAUAGAUACCUUGUGGAAGCACUAUGACCACUGGACUCCCGGUGCUGCACAGCUGGGAAUUGCGUUAGAUGAGCUCGACGGCGGUGAUGCUCUAUUACGACUAUUCAAGAAGAAAACCUCUGCCCAAAUCUACGGAACAUCAGGUGGUCUGAAAGAAUGGAUGGGACAUGAUAAAGGCUGGAAUAGCGACCUCAACGACAGAUACGACUUCAUGAAAUUCAUUCUCGAAGCGAUGGCCGAGUACCCUGAUUCCGACAAUGAAUGCUGGAGCUUUUCCAACCCCUGUGAGUGGCAUACCCAUGUCAAUACACCGAAGUGCGCAAGUAUCUCCGACAAGGACGCUGGUCCAGAAGCUGCUUCAGUCGGCUGA
This is a messenger RNA of Cyphellophora attinorum, 774 nucleotides long. RefSeq lists its product as uncharacterized. Lineage: Eukaryota; Fungi; Ascomycota; Eurotiomycetes; Chaetothyriales; Cyphellophoraceae. The transcript has a single exon. The record is from RefSeq and is a predicted model, not a curated record. Gene Ontology annotation, molecular function: protein binding. Bases 1 to 774 code for a protein of 257 amino acids.